Messenger RNA from Ostrea edulis (European flat oyster), 2503 nucleotides. Its product is annotated as metalloproteinase inhibitor 2-like. NCBI's taxonomy places the organism in Eukaryota, Metazoa, Mollusca, Bivalvia, Ostreida, Ostreidae. The record is from RefSeq and is a predicted model, not a curated record. The coding region runs from base 289 to 1116 and encodes 275 amino acids. The transcript is spliced from 6 exons. Gene Ontology annotation, molecular function: protease binding; metalloendopeptidase inhibitor activity. Gene Ontology annotation, biological process: negative regulation of membrane protein ectodomain proteolysis; negative regulation of endopeptidase activity. Gene Ontology annotation, cellular component: extracellular matrix.
UCGUCUGUAACACAUAAACCUAUAACGCAACAGGGGAACAUUUCCGCCUGUAACGUAACGCAUAGAAAAGUUCGCCUAUAAAACAGCAUGGGACAUAUUCGCCUGUCAAACAAUACGGGGACAUGUUUGCCUUUAAUACAACACGGGAACGUGGUUGCCUGAAACACAACACGGGGACAUCUUCGCCUGUAACACACCACGAGAACAACGCGGUAACUUGUUCGAAAGUUUACACUAUCCCCACUAGGUAGUUUGAAACAACAAAGUGGGUAGUUUGACAACAACGAUAUGGUGACGAGGGUUUCUGACUUCAUUAUGAUAUUCGUUUCCGUGUUAUUCGUGUUGUGGACUGUCAUUACAGAAGUAGGAACAUGUACUUGUUUUCCUACACACCUUCAGAAUCACUUCUGCAGAGCCCAGAUCAUUUUGGUGGCUACAGUAAAGGAUAGCGAAGAAAUCUUUCAAAAUAGCAUUAUAAAGGCCCCAAACACUCGAAACCCCGAGGACCCAUAUGCACGGAUGCCUGUUGAAAUAAAAUAUAAAGUCAGGAUUCAUAGGUUUUUUAAGGGCAGAGAACUGUUGGGACACAAUGCUAAAAGAGUAAAAUAUAUUCACACUUCGGCGUCAGGAGCUGCCUGUGGACUUCAACUCAACAAGGGCAAAACAUACAUACUGUCAGCAAGAAUACAAAGACAAAGAGAAAUUUGGUCUAGCAUGUGUGACUGGGUUCAAAAUUACAAGACUCUGAAUCGGCAUCAGCUUAAAGGAGUCAAAUUCUAUUACAAACGAAAUUGUAAAUGUUUGGUUUCUUGGUGUCAAGGAAGUUAUUGUCAAGGUCCCGGGCCCAGAGAAUGUGAAUGGAUCCCUCAAAUGUACACAGACUGUUUUCAAGAACAUGGAUUUUGUAUGAUCAACUCGAUGGGAAUUUGUCACUGGAAGAAAAAUAGGCAGCUGAGAAAAUGUUUAGACACGAAUAAACAAAUGAUGCCAGGAGACACAAGAGAAUACUACGAAAUCCCCAGAGAUGGCCCCCACAGACCUGGAGAGUCCCAGAGCUGGCGAUCAUCGCCCAAUAAUGAUGUGUAUUUACUCAGCAGAUAUAGGGAUAUAAAAUGAAAUUUUCAACAUGCGUCUUCAUCGCUGAAAUUCCACGUGGUUGAUGCCACUCACUCGUGUAAAGAAAAUGUUGAAAGCUUUGAUUUUAUUCUUGAUAAAUAUAUCAACUAUAAUGCUCAUCUUGUAAAUAAAGUGAAACUUACAGAUACAUCAAGUUAUUGCAUGAAAUGUAUUACGUGAUAUAUUACACUAUAUCAUCGUGAAAAUAUUCACAUCAAUAAUUAUAGACGUGGGUGUGCAGUGAAAGAAUUGCAGUUUAAAAGAAACACUUUCUACAAAAAUCAUUUUGAUGUAUUCGUAUACAAUUAUCAUUUUCGAAUUUCUUUGAAAUGCACAAACAUAACGAUGACAAAAAUUUCUGUAGAUGUGAUUAAAACAGAUCUUUAUUUAAAAUCAGGUUCCAAGAAUAUCACUCUUAGUAAAUUAACAGGAUUUUGUCUUCAUGUUUUGGAUAAAUAAAGAAUUUACAUUGUAUUUAUCAGAUUGCAACAAAGCCUUUGACUUCUGUAAAUCAAAAUAUUACAGAUAAGCAAUUUGAAAUAUGAGUUUGACUAACUGGCAAUCAAUGAUUUCCAUGAUACUGAUAUAUUCCCCAUCUCAUUCAAUUUACUGUUACCGUGGUAAUUGCUAGUCAUUUUUGCAGACGAAAAAGUUUCCCUUUCUGGGAAGUUUUGUGGGUUUUUUUUAAUAAUUACAUGUACAAUACCAUUAAUUAAUGUUCUCAUGAGUAAAUAUAACUGCUUGAUAUUUUUCCACAUAUAACCACCUCUUGACAAGUAAAUGUUGUACAAGUUAUUUUUCACUAUAUAACCACAUCUUGACAAGUAAAUGUUGUACAAGUUAUUUUUCACCUGUUGCAUCACUUACAAUGUAGAUUUAGUUUUUGUAAAUUCUUGACAAAUAAAUUAUUUGCAAGUCGUGAAAUCAAUAAAAUUCUUCCUUUGUUUACACAGAGAAGUUUCUAUAAAGCAUACUAUAAUUACUCUCUCAUUUCUGGAUGCUCUUGAACGUCCCUUUGUUGGAUGAAUCACAACGCCUAUCUGAGAGUUAACAGAUUUCAACAUGUGUAGUUUGCUGUAUACAUUUCUUCUUCACAUUGUUUACAAUCAAAAUUUAUCUUUGUUUAUCAAAUCGAUGUUUAACUAUUGGCCAAUUUCACAUCUAAUCUUGUCACCAAUUUUAAUUUGCCUAUUUUCAAAAGAAACGAUAUUAAUCAUAUACAAUGUACAUGUAUAUGCUAUCUCGUACUGUGUCCAUUUCAUUUGUAAUUGUAGAUGAUAAUAUUCUAAUCUAAUGUUGUGGGGUUUUUUUUCCAGAGGUCCCGUGUAAGAAUAUUUUUUGUACACUAAAUGGGUUAUCUUCUCAAAAUAAAAGUAUUAUUAUUUAA